Carassius gibelio (silver crucian carp) is the source of this 938-nucleotide messenger RNA. Its product is annotated as 39S ribosomal protein L3, mitochondrial-like. The record is from RefSeq and is a predicted model, not a curated record. Gene Ontology annotation, cellular component: ribosome; mitochondrial large ribosomal subunit. Lineage: Eukaryota; Metazoa; Chordata; Actinopteri; Cypriniformes; Cyprinidae. The transcript is spliced from 7 exons. Gene Ontology annotation, biological process: translation. Gene Ontology annotation, molecular function: structural constituent of ribosome. The coding region runs from base 141 to 923 and encodes 260 amino acids.
UUUUCCGCGUAACACCGGAAGGGGAAGAAAUGUCCUUCUACUGCAGGACGAACACGAGACUGUUAUGUCUGCUAUGAUGAUGUGACCGAGCCAAAUGAACGAGCUGUAGUUGUGUUGUAUGAUAAUUGUAAAUAAUAAAAAUGACAGCACUGACUUAUAGGUUUAUUAAGCUAGCUGAUGGUUUGCUAAGAGAAGCACCAGUAACCGUUUACCGAGUUGGAGCAGCGCUGAAGAGCAGACCCCCUGUCAUUCAGUGUAUAAGAGCGCAUCGAACAAACACCUGGUGGGACGAGCACCUCACAGAAGAUAAUGCUUCCUUCCUAAAGAAGGCUGUUACAGAGGAAUACAAACAACAGACCACAGACAAACUCAAUCCUCUCAAGGAUGAGCCCUGGCCCAGACAUGAGUGGGCAGAAGGUGGUCGGAGAGUCGGUCUUGUGGCCGUAAAACUUGGAAUGAUGCCUGUGUGGACCAAAUCUGGAGAGAGACACGUAGUGACAAUGCUGCAGGUGCAAGACUGUCAUGUUGUGAAACAUCUACCCAAGGAAGAGUAUAACGGACGCACAGCAGCCCUGAUUGUGGGAGGAAAAAACGUCUCUCCAUUUCAUAGGCCAGAGGGAUAUUUAGAGGUUUUCCGGAAUGCAGGAGUUCCUCCUAAACAGAAACUCACCACGUUUUGUGUGUCGGACAACGCCAUCAUCAAACCAGGCACUCCUCUCUAUGCAGCUCACUUCCGUCCAGGACAAUAUGUGGAUGUCACAGCAAAAACAAUUGGUAAAGGUUUUCAGGGAGUGAUGAAGCGCUGGGGGUUCAAAGGUCAGCCAGCUUCCCAUGGACAAACUAAAACACACAGGAGGCCAGGCUCUCUGGGGCCGGGAGGGGUCAGUUUUUUUAUUUCUGUACUUAUAGAGUGUCACUCUUAAUGCCAGCGGGGUUUG